This is a messenger RNA of Onychostoma macrolepis, 1615 nucleotides long. RefSeq names its product RNA 5'-phosphate and 3'-OH ligase 1 (gene rlig1). Gene Ontology annotation, molecular function: RNA ligase (ATP) activity. The coding region runs from base 141 to 1112 and encodes 323 amino acids. Gene Ontology annotation, biological process: response to reactive oxygen species. NCBI's taxonomy places the organism in Eukaryota, Metazoa, Chordata, Actinopteri, Cypriniformes, Cyprinidae. The record is from RefSeq and is a predicted model, not a curated record. The transcript has 7 exons.
CUACAGAAUGAGAGGAAAUCUGGACAAAAUAGCAUUGGACGCGUGUGAAUGGCUGACCUGAAAAUGUGUUGAGCUCAUCAGUCCAUAUUCAAUUAGUAAAGCAACACACCCCGUAAUAAAGCUGAUUAUCCACAGCGAUAAUGCGGCGUCUGGGUUCAGUGCAGCAGAAAAUCCCAUGUGUUUUCCUGACGGAAGUGAGAAGCGAACCAUCCAGAAAACGCGACUGUCAGUUUCAGGUGGUGGCCACUGAGAAUGUGAACCCUGCUGCUCUUGAAUCAGAUAUUCACUGUGCAACAGCAACCGAGAAGAUUGAUGGGACCUGCUGCUAUGUCACCACAUACAAAGGGGAACCGUAUCUCUGGGCUCGCUUGGAUCGGAAACCCACCAAGCAGGCGGACAAGAGAUUCAAAAAGUAUCAGUAUUCGCAGAAGACCUGUAAAGGAUUUGUGUGGAACGUAGACAAAGAUUUCCGUGAAGUGCCAGAAUCCUGGAUCGCUGCUCACAGAGUCCAGCAUGAGAACGGCCGUCCAGUGCCGGAUGAACAUGGACACGUACCAGGUUGGGUUCCGGUGGAUCAUAUCAACAAGCAGUACUGCUGGCACGCCUCUGUGGUCAACUAUGAUGCUGGUGUCGCCCUUGUCCUGAAGACAGACGGAGAGGAUGAAGGAUUGCUUGAAAUUGUCUGCGUUCCUCUGGCAGACCUCAUGGAGCAAACCCUUGAGCUUAUUGGAACCAACGUUAAUGGAAAUCCAUAUGGUUUGGGAAGUAAGAAGCAUCCAGUCCAUGUCCUGGUGCCCCAUGGGGUCCUGCGCAUCUGGAACCCUCCUCCAGUGGAAUUCCAGCAGCUGUAUUCCUGGUUUCAGGAAUGUCAAGAGGGGCGAGUGGAGGGAAUCGUGUGGCACUGUGAUGAUGGGACACUGGUCAAGAUACACCGCCAUCAUCUUGGGUUGAAAUGGCCUGUGAGUGACACCUUCCUGAACACCAGACCUGUGGUCGUCCACGUAGAUGAAACGCCUGAGCCAGAUGCUUCUGAGAAGGACUUAUUCAAAUCAUUUUCCAGCAUAAAUGGAAAACUCUUCAGCUGCAUACGGGACAUUCAGUUUGAACCCUGAUCCCAUAAAAUGAAACUACCAAACAUUCCUGCGACAUUUGGUUUUAACCAGUGUGAAGAAUCUUUGCCAACACUUAAUACUGGUCAAAACUGCCUAUUGCAAAUUCCCAUUGACAUUUUGCUCAUAUAUGCACUGUGAUAUGUGCGAAUGCUUUAUAUUGAGAGUGGAAGAGUUUUUUUUUUUUUUAAUUAUUAUUUAAUUCUUUUUUUGGUUUGUUUAAAUAGGAUGGUUCAGCAAUAUGUAUAAAUAAAUGGAACAAAUUUACAUUGAUCGUCAUUUAUUACAUGUAAGGAGUCUCAAAAAUGAGGCAGUGAUUAAUGGGUUAAAUGUAAAAAGAUCAAAUCCUUUCAGUUUCAGCUUAUGCUAGUAAGGCCAUAAAAUCACAAAUAUUGUAAACUUUAUAUGACAAGGUUGUAAUAUUUUACAAAAAAAUAAAUAUGAACCUACUUGUGAAACAUUAUAUUUGAACAAUAAGGUGAAGCAACAUUGUACAUAUUUGGCUC